This is a messenger RNA of Tympanuchus pallidicinctus (lesser prairie-chicken), 2735 nucleotides long. It is a transcript of the gene TIMM22, whose product is annotated as translocase of inner mitochondrial membrane 22. Gene Ontology annotation, molecular function: transmembrane protein transporter activity. Lineage: Eukaryota; Metazoa; Chordata; Aves; Galliformes; Phasianidae. The record is from RefSeq and is a predicted model, not a curated record. The coding region runs from base 16 to 909 and encodes 297 amino acids. The transcript is spliced from 4 exons. Gene Ontology annotation, cellular component: TIM22 mitochondrial import inner membrane insertion complex. Gene Ontology annotation, biological process: protein insertion into mitochondrial inner membrane.
CUGCCGCCCUGGAGGAUGCUCGGGCAGCCGGAGCGCUCACCUCAGCUGCACCGGCCCCAACGGCCGCCAGGGGGCGGUGGCACGCCGGGUAACGGAGCUCCCCGCCCUCAUCGCGGCCAAUCGCGUUUCUCGGCGCGAAGCAUGCCGGGAGCUGUAGUUUCCCGCUCUGGCGCGGCCGCGGCGCACGCUGGGAGAUGGAGUCGCGGCAUCGCGCCGCACCGCGGGCGUCUCCCUCAGCGAAACUACGAUACCCGUCGGCACCCGCGCGCCGCUCCCUCCGCGCUACGGAAGCCGCGCAGCCGGCGGCUGGAGCGGGUCGCAGCGCCGAGGACAGCGAUGGCGGGCGCACCGCCGCCUUCCACGCCGGGCGGUUCGCAGCCGCCGCCGCCUCUGCAGUACAGCGCUCUGCUGCAGCACCUGGUGGGAGAGCAGCGGCGGCCCCGAGUGUGGGACCCCAACACCUUCGGGGGCAUUCCCAGCCCGCCCAAGAGCAAGGAGCAGAAGAUGGUGGAGAGGGCCAUGGAGAGCUGCGCCUUCAAAGCGGCGUUGGCCUGCGUGGGGGGGUUCGUCCUCGGAGGAGCGUUUGGGAUCUUCACUGCUGGCAUCGACACCAAUGUGGGCUUCGACCCCAAGGACCCCUAUCGCACCCCAACUGCCAAGGAGGUGCUGAAGGACAUGGGGCAGCGCGGCAUUUCCUAUGCCAAGAACUUUGCCAUCGUGGGCGCCAUGUUCUCCUGCACUGAGUGCGUGGUGGAAUCAUAUCGUGGAAAAUCAGACUGGAGGAACAGUGUUAUUAGUGGCUGCAUCACGGGAGGAGCAAUUGGCUUCAGAGCUGGUAUGAAGGCAGGGGUGAUCGGCUGCGGUGGAUUUGCUGCUUUUUCCGCAGCAAUUGAUUACUAUCUGCGGUAACGGCAGGAUCCCUCGGGAGCAAGUUUUCCUCGCGUUCCAGUGCUGCUGCUCAGAUCCUGCAUCACGGCAGAAGAACCAUCAGGCCUACCUUUCCACUGCCUUGGAGUCCUGAUCAGUGCAAGCUGGAUGAUGCUGGCUGCUUUUCCUGAAUGACUAACAAUAAUCUGGCUGCGAGCCUUGGCACGCUGCUUCAGGCAGGCCUGCAGGAAUGUGCAAGGAUGGAGCCAGGCGCAGGGAGCAGUAUCACCAGUACGGAUCAGCUGACUGUCAGUUUCCAGGAAACAAGCCUGGACUCCGAGCUUUCUGGAUCCUUUGGGUCUGAUUUUGAUUAAGUCUGUUGCUAGCAUCAAGAGGCAGGAGGACAAUCUUCAUAAAGAAAUGCAGUGGUUUAUGUUAUUGUGUUUGAAUAUGCUGCAAGUGUUUAGCAGCUCCUGGUUUGCAGCUUGCUGCUCUGUUGGGGAGAGGUAAGAUCCUGUGGAGAAAUAGUUUGUUCCAGGCUUUUCUUAAAAUACCAACCGAAGACAAACCACCAUCUGUACAACUUGUCUUAUUUCAAGUACAGAACGAAUGCCAGAUUUCUUUACCAUUUCUUAAAGGGGAAAAGCAAUAAGGAAUCCUGUGCCUUAGAACCAUGUGGUUCCUGGCAGAUGAACAAAACAGUUGAAGGGUAAAAAAGAGGUUGUUGCAGAUGUAUAAUUCUCUGUAGCCGUUUGGCUCGCCUGAUUUAACCUCGCCCUGGGAGUACAAGCAGUUUUGCUACUGCUUUAUACUGCCACAGGCUCACACCCUCAGUUCCAGCAGUUUGAUGGCUGGGCUUUAAAGCAGAGUUGUGAGAAUAAAGACAGAUAACAAGGCGUUCACUUAGCACGCUGUCUGCUUCCCAUCCUCUUCCUACACCUCCUCUGAGCUCCCCAGUGUUAAACUGGGAGAAAGUGAAACAUCACUUCUGCAGAACGCCGGUGCUGAAGUCAGAGCACCUGCUCAAGAGCUUGGCUGGCUGCUCCUCUUUGGAUUUGCAUUCUUAUUAGCUGUCUUGUUUUUCUAACCAAAUUCUGUUUUUGGACCUCCGGGGAUAAUUUUUAUAUUCAAAAUAGUUCAGAUGCUGUUUUAACCUUCUUUGAGCCACCAUGCAAGGCCAAACACCCACCCUUGCAAUGAAACAGCAGGAUUUAAAGUGCAGUGUGAACAUCUAAUGGGGGUUCUCCCACCUGCUUCCCCUCUGCAUUCAGGGUUUGACAUCCCAGGACAGCACAGCAUUUGCUUACCUGGAAGAGCAACACCAGCUGGGUAUUUAGUGGUCACUUUGGAGGCGUGCUGCCUCCCAUGCCUACGUGGAAAGAAGUGGGGAGACAGCUCCAUGUGAUCUAUCAGCUGAGGUUUCCUAUCGCCUGAUCUCCCUCGCUGUGCCUGUUCAGUAUCCUCAGGCCAGAAGCUGUGCAAGUCAGCUGAAUUUGAAGCUUGAGUAAUUCUGGGCUGAUUAAACAAGCUGGCUCCAGACAGUCCAGGUUUUUUCCUCCAGAAUGUACUGAAAUGCAAGGAUGUAGCCCAAACCAUAAGAUGUCUCCUAAAAGAUUGCCUGGCACGAUGCCUGUGCUUGUACCACUGGCUUGAAACACAACUAGCGAGAUUUCCAUGACUGAAAGAGGAGCAGUUAUGGAGCCAAGGUGAUCAGCUCGUGCAAGCAGCAACACCACAGGGCUCCUUUUGUGCAAAUGUUGGGGCUUUGCGUUUUUAUUAACAGGUUGGUUUUUUUUCCUCUUCACAUGGUUUACAGCCAUUUAAAGUUUAUAAUCUACAGAAAUUGAAACAGAACACAAACAAAAAUA